AUGAUGUUAGUCACUCACGUCGAGCAGAAAAGCCCAGAUUUAGAAGCCACUUUCGGGGUUCCUGUUACCGUUAUUGACUAUAAAAGCCCCAGCUCCAUCAAAUCAGCCCUAGAAGCCCACAACGUCGAAACGGUCAUCUGCACUAUAAAUUCCCAAGUUGACUUGGAACCGGAACUCAAUUUGAUUCUCGCCGCGGACAGCUCGCAAACCACGAGACGCUUUAUACCGAGUAUCUUUGCUGGCUUCCCAUAUCCUGUGAGAUAUCCAGAUAGCACCCCGGUUGCCAAAGCUAAGUCCGAAGUUCUCAAAGCUGUGAAAAAGACGUCACUGGAAUAUACUGCGUUUUACAACGGUAUUUUCCUCGAUUACUAUGGUGCACCGGGCUUGAAAUCUAAUGUAUCGCCUUGGCCACUGUUCGUUGAUAUCCUGAACGAGAGAGCGGCAAUUCCGGGUUCAGGGGACAUUCCCGUCGUUUUCACCCACAGUUCUGAUAUCGCCAAGUUCGUUGUUGCAAGCUUGGAUCUGACGAAAUGGCGGGAAGAGAGUUUUAUUCUCGGAGAGAAACUGACAUGGCAUGAGUUUAUCGGACUGGCGAAGGCUGCUAAAGGAUCCAAAUUCAAUGUCGUGCAUGACUCCGAGGCAGACUUGAACGCGGGAAAUAUCACAAUCCUGCCUAGUUACCCGAAAAUGUUUCAAUUGCCCGAGGCUGAAAUCCAGACUAUACUCGCGCCGGCUGGUAUAUGGUUUGUGAAUAGGGAGCUGGAUUUAAACCCGACAUAUACACUGAACUCUGAAUUUCCGGAUAUCACGCUGGUCAGUGUGAAGGAAUUCUUGAACUUGUCCUGGGCUCGCAGUGCUGCUGCCACGUCUCCGGGUAUCAAGAUUUAA
Messenger RNA from Aspergillus puulaauensis, 888 nucleotides. RefSeq lists its product as uncharacterized. The transcript is spliced from 3 exons. Lineage: Eukaryota; Fungi; Ascomycota; Eurotiomycetes; Eurotiales; Aspergillaceae. The coding region runs from base 1 to 888 and encodes 295 amino acids. The record is from RefSeq and is a predicted model, not a curated record.